Vanessa tameamea is the source of this 1437-nucleotide messenger RNA. RefSeq lists its product as uncharacterized. Gene Ontology annotation, molecular function: protein binding. NCBI's taxonomy places the organism in Eukaryota, Metazoa, Arthropoda, Insecta, Lepidoptera, Nymphalidae. The transcript has 2 exons. The coding region runs from base 1 to 1437 and encodes 478 amino acids. The record is from RefSeq and is a predicted model, not a curated record.
AUGGAAAAGCUCAGUAAUGAUGAUCAACCGUCCGAUAAUCGGCCUACACCCGACGAUUUUCUUAAUUUUCUGCCCUGGGCUUGCAACCAGCUUCAACUAGAAACAACUGUUCUUAUCACAAAGGGUUUUCAAAAUGAAUACGUAAGUGUAGCUUUAACAGAUAGAAGCAAGAAAACCGGCAAAAGUCGCAUUAAGUUAACGCAAUCUCGUCAUGAUGUCGGAUCAGACCAGGAUAGAGAAAAUUCAGCAUCAGGUCUUCAACAAUCCAUAUCCUAUCAUAACAUAGUAAGAAUUAUAGCCAUCUAUGAUAGUUUUGAACAUUUAGUCGAAAUAAAAUUCCUAAAAAACAGACAAAUACCGAGGUUAAUCUUCAAAAUCAUCGGACUGACUAUAAAAUUUCUACCGAAUGUAACCAAUCUAAUUAUCAAUAGUGGAAUGGAUCAGUACACACUUUAUGAAAUAAAUAAAUUUCUUAACAUCUCAAAUAUAACAGAAAUAUGCUUAGAUGGUUCCUUUUUAAAAGAAGGAAACUAUGACAUACUGCUGGAAACUAGCAGCCCUCUCCGGCAUUAUUCCUUAUGUAGAUGCAAACUUGAUGAUUUGGUUAUUGAGAAUAUAUCAAGAAAGUUAGUCUAUCCAAGGUCUGCUUCUAAAACUCUAAUGAUUCUCAAUUUAUCAUCGAAUAGCAUAACAGAUUUAGGUGCAUCGUAUUUAGCACAAGCUUUACGAUCGAAUCGACAUUUAAUUUACUUAAAUUUAGCUGAUAACAGACUAACUGACGAGGGAGCCAGGCAAAUAUUUGACAUACUCGUAGAAUUCCCACUGACGUCACAAGAGCUGUUUGAAGCUAGGCAAAGGCAUAUGCUUUAUUUAAAACAUAAAAAUGAAUUAAUCGAAGUUAUGAUCAAAGAAAUACGAGCCGGUGAAUUUGAUAAGAAAUCGUCUAGGAGGAAAUCGAUAAGACCAAUAUCAGCCGCAUCCGGCAAGAAAUCAAAAUUAGACAAGGAAUCUUCUUUAAAGUCCAUCGGUGAUGCAAAGAGUCUUGCUAAUAUAGAUUUGAUAUAUUAUGAAAAAGCAUUAAACAUGGUUGAGAAUUCUCUUGGAGAUUUUAGGGAUCCAUACAAUUCAUACGAGACAAUCGUGAAGGAUGGAAAUGUAUUUUCUAAAGGGAACAACGUCCUUUGCUAUUUAAAUUUGGCGUAUAAUAAUCUUUCAUAUUUAUCAUUAAAAAAAUUGCUGGGAGUUCUUAUAUUUCAGAAGCUUCUCGAUAGGAAACCAAGAGGUUUGAUUAAUUUGUCUGUUGAAGGUAAUAACCUCCCCGUAACUUGUAAGGAGAUGGCUCAAAUCGAUGACAUUUUGGAAAUGGGCUUAAUGGUCCAUAAUCGUAGACUUUCUGGGGCUAAGAAAAAACCUCAGUCAAAAUGUACAUCACGCUGA